AUGGUUCUAAUGAACGGCAGCACUAAACGCGACGUUAUCGCGUCUUUAAAAAGACAGCAGGGAGAAAGAGUGGUGACGGCCAUGCGUAUCGAUCUUCGCUUCUUUCUGUGGGGCCCCUUCAUGUUCGCUUCUCAAGGGGCCCCCAGGCAGCAGCAGCCCGUUACCACCCCAAGCCAGUGCCCGCCUUCGGAUACCAAGGGGGCCCCAGGGGGCCCCUUAGCAGGUAUCGGUGGGCAUGGGUGGGGCUCGCAUGGGUCCCUUCAGGGACCGCAGAACCCUCCUGUUGCUGCUGCUUUAGAGGUGCUGCAGCAGGCACAAUCUUGGAGCGAGGCAGCUGAGGGCUGGGGGUCUGUGUCUGCCGCAGAAGCAGAAGGCUACUUGCAGGCCCUUUCCACUUUGGCAGAUGCAUGCGCUUGUGCUGCAACGCGAGAGACAGUGUUGCUGUCCGAGGGGCCCCCCUGGGGCCCCUCCGCAACCGGGGGACCUUCUAGGGGCCCCCCGCUGCUGCACCACCUCUUUCGCGUCUUUUGCUGCGUUUGCGGCCUCUGUCUAGCGGACGCAGGAUUGGAGUAUGGGGGACCCCCUUCUGCAUCAGGGGACGCUACAGGCGCCUCCCAGGGUAACUCUGCUGAUCUUUGGAUAAGCUGGGGUCCUCCCUUACUGGAGGCCCUUAAAGGCAGUACUUUCGCUGGAGAUACACUGCAGCGCGUGGCUAAGUUGCUGUACGUUCUGCUGAGCUGCUUGUGCCGUUCUCCACUGGCUGCUGCUGCUGCAUCGCUGCUGCAGACCGCCAUAGCACAACAAGCCUUUUGCUUCGUUGCGACCCUUGCUGCAGCCGCAGCAGAAGUUGAGGCUGUUAGAAUACCCCCAGUAGGAGCAACGGGAGCAGCAGCAGCAACAUCAACAGCAGCAACUCCCGCUGCACACUCCUCUGCUGCCGCAAGUCUGCCAUCUUCGGGAACGCCGAACAGCAGCAGCAGCAGCAACAACAGCAGCAACAAGGAGCCGGCCUUGCUGCUGCAUAUCUUGGGUGCUUAUGAGGGACUACUGUCUCUUCCAGGUGUUGCUGCAGCAGCAAGAGGGGGCCCCCUGAGGUGUCUCCACAAGUCGGUGCAGCGGGGUGCUGCACGCCUCUUAGGGAAGGCAGGUAGCCUUGGUGAUGCUGCUGUUGCUGUUGCCUCCUGGCUGAUAUACCAUCGUCUCUCCAGCAGCAGCAGCAGCAGCAGCGGAAGCAGCGGCAGCAGCAGCAGCAGCAGCGCUGGGGAGGGGUCGUUUAGUGCGUCCAACGUACGGCAUCUGCUGGCGCUGCUGAUUGCUGCAGUAAGGCAGCAGUUGCUGCAGCCUGUAGAGCAGCGGCUAUCUGCCUCCUGUCUCCGUGAGGCUUUGCAAGAGCCUUGCAUGCAGCUGAGGAUUAGCAGCUGCGCCCGAGAUGCUGCUCUUGCCUUUGCUGCAGUCUGUCUCCAAGCGCUGCAGGCCGCCGCCGCCGCCGCAGCAGCAGCAGCAGCAGAGACACAACCUACCCCAUCAACUGGAGCAGCAGCGACAGCAGCAGGGGAAGAAAAGGACAAGGGAAGAGAAGCAGCUGAACACGGGGGAGACGACGAACGGGCCCUUGCUGCAGCGCGUGCUGCUGCUGUUGCUGCUGCUGCUUCAAGGGCUACACCCAUUGCGGAGAUGCUGGCCCUGCUCUGCGUCUCCAAUUCCUCCAUAAGGGCCGCCGUUGCAUGCAGGCUCACCUGUCUCCCUCCGCAGCAGCAGGACACCCCCGCUGCUGCUGCUGCUGCUGCUGCUGGAGGAGCGGCGUACGGCACGGCCUCCAGCACUCCACUGGAAAGGCAAACCCCACAGCAGCAGCAGCAGCAGCAGCAGACCUCUCCACAGAGAGGCCGCAGCAGUGCCGCCCUCUCGGCUUUAAGUUUACCUGCUCUUUUAUAUUUUGCUGCUCAUGGCGAUGAAUUGGGGUGUACGUACACCUCGGCUUUCCUUGAGUGCUGCAUAAGGUGCCUAGACACCCGAAGUCUUGGGCAGUACUUGUCUACUCAACAGAGACAGGAGGCAGUCGCGGCCCUUGCUGCAAACGCAGGACUGCUCCCAGCAGCAGCUGCCGCUGCAGCACGGAACGGAAGGAGACAGCCGCUGGGUCUGCGGGGGGCGUCAAACUUGUGUCUCCUUGCUGCCUUGUGGGAAGGGACGGAGACACUUGGGGCAGUAAUUGAUUCUGUCUGCAUGCAGCCCCUUUCUGCUGCCGGGGAAGAAGCCGCGCAACGGGGUGAUACAGCACUGCUGCUGCAGCUGCUGCAUGCAUCGUUAGACUUGAGUGCAUGCAGCAAGGGGCAUAUGCCUCGUUCUUUAAGGCUGCUGCAGCAAACUGCUGCUGCUCUUGCUGCUGGGCCCCUUGGCGCCCCACAAACAGCAACAGAGGCGGAGGAGGCCUUCCUGCUGCUGCACAAGUGCUGCGAGCUGUGUCUCCCUGUCUCAUGGAGGGCAGUGCCUCCCUUAGGAUCGAGCACUUUUAGCAGCAACUACACAACAGCGGCAGCAGCAGCAGGAUCUGCUUCCGCUGGAUCUGCUGCACCAGCAACAACUGCAGCAGGAACACCUACUGCUGGUUCCGGUGCUGCUGUGGGGCUAACGAACGCGGGGGACACAGAGACAUCGUGGACCUGUCCGCUGGUCCGGCGACUCUGGGGCCUAAGCCAAAGUGGGGGUGUCUCUAAAGAGAGCAGCUGGCUGCUAAGCUGCCGCCCUCUUGCUGCUGCUCUUGUAGAGGAGACCCGCAACAGACAUACUGAGUUGCGGAGGCUGCAGCAGAAUCUGGAGGAGGCGAAGAACAACGCUGUACAGACGGCGCAACGCUUGGCAGUAACAAAAGAGGCGCACGAGAUGGAGUUGUCUCGAAUAAAAGAAGGGGCGGAGAGGCAGCAGCGCAUAAAUGCUGCUAAGCAGCAACAGCAAGCAGAGGAGACACUCAAAUUAAGAGAGGAGUUGGAGACAGAGCAACGGAGAGGAAGGGAGUUGGUGGCGGAGUUCCAGCGGCUUCUUGAUGCAAAAGAAAUGGCAAUUGCCAGCCUAAAGAGUAAUCUCGAAGAGGGGAGGAGCCUCCAAGGACCCGAUGUUUCUGAGGUGUCUAGGGACUUGCAGAUACAGACGGCGAUUAACGUUAAGCAGAAGGAAGAAAUAUCCAAACAAGAAGCAGCGAUGCGCGUGCUGCUGCAGAAGCAGCAGCAAACCGCCAGCAACCUCAGAGAGGAGUUUGGUCUGUCUGCAUCUCAGGAGGCGAAGGCACAGCUGCAAGUAAAUUAUGAGAAGCUCCAAGAUGAUAACGAGCAACAAUUCAGACAGCUUAUUUUAGUAAUGAAGGCACUGGCGGAACAACAAGCGGAAAAUGAAUCCCUUAAAGAGGCGCGCAUGCAUUCUGCAGCAAACCAGCAGCAGCAGCUGGAGCAGCAGCUGCAGCAGAUGCAGCAGCAGCUGCAACAGAUGGCCCGCGAGCAGGAGAGCAAUGCUCGGGGUGCUUCUUUGCGUCAAGUGUCUCUGGAGGAGCAGCUGCGGGCUUAUCAGAAGGAAAAUGAAUCAUUAAAGGCUAGCAACCGCAGCAAAGCGACCACCAUCGAACAACUCGAGCGGAGGCUACAAGCAGCAGAAGAAGCAGCAGCGGCAGCAAAAGCUGCGGCUGCUGCUAACAACGACGUCCUCAAUCGCAUGCAACAGGAGCUAAAAGAAAAGGAGAACAGGCUGGCAGUAAUCAGCGCCGCCUUGCGAGGGGGCCCUUGA
This is a messenger RNA of Eimeria maxima, 3774 nucleotides long. RefSeq lists its product as hypothetical. The record is from RefSeq and is a predicted model, not a curated record. The transcript has 17 exons. The coding region runs from base 1 to 3774 and encodes 1257 amino acids. NCBI's taxonomy places the organism in Eukaryota, Apicomplexa, Conoidasida, Eucoccidiorida, Eimeriidae.